GUUAAAGCAAAUCCAGCCUCCCUUUAUUUUCUACUGCAACAGCGGGUACUGUCAUUGCAUUAAACUUUUCUAAUAAAAGGGAAGUGGAGCCUUGCUUGAACAGCAGUUUCAUUUUUUCAAUCUCUGCCGCAAAAACACAUUCCAGGCAUGGACUCCUCCAUCGAAACGUUUGCUUCAGAAGAUCCCGAGGAGUUAGACAGUGGGACAACAGUGGCGUGUGUUAUACUGGGUCUUUCCUUCCUGGUCGGAGUUCCAGGGAACCUGCUAGUAAUCUGGACUAUCCUGAGGCACGUCAAGCAGCGUUUUCACACGGUGGUCCUCAUCCUGCACCUGGCAGUGGCAGACACAAUGGUCCUCAUCACUCUGCCUGCUUGGAUCUACUCCCUGGUGCACACUUUUGAGUUUGGACCGGUAGUUUGUAAUAUCUUAAUCUGUGUUAUCACUGUGUGCAUGUUUAGCAGCAUCUUCUUCAUCACUCUCAUGAGCGUGGAACGCUAUCUCGCCAUCUGCCAUCCAUUUCUGAUGAUGCGCUGGAAGACUGAAAAGACUAUGAAUGGAUGUAUUGCACUUUUGUGGCUUCUUGCACUUCUUCUUGGAUUGUCUGAUGUUUUAACACAUACCUUGGCUGGAAGCGAGCAAAACGAUCAGUGCUUCAUCAGAGACUUCAACAACGAUACUCGAGAAAUUAUCUUCUUAUGCCUGGAGACGUUGCUGGGCUUUGUGCUGCCUUGCAUCACGCUAAGCAUCUGUUACUGUCUUGUGGCUGCGCGCCUCAAGAAAAUGAGAUUUAAUUCAAAACAGAAAUCCAAAGUUCUCAUUCACACUGUAGUGCUUGUUUUCAUCCUGUGCUGGUUACCCUACCAUGUUAUUAAUAUUAUUGAUGUAGUUUGCAUUUUUGGGACAGAGUCAGCGAUUGAGUGCGUACCGGAAAGUUUUAUCUUCAGCUCUGGUGCGCUGGCUUUUUUCAGCAGCUCAGUGAAUCCUGUAUUAUACGUCUUCUUCGCCAGGAACUUCAGAAGCAGUCUUGGAGAGUCUGGUCUGAUCAAACUGUUUCAGGAACUGGCCUCAAACACAAAUAGACUCAAGGACCUCGCAUUACAGCAGAAGAAGGACCAGAGUUCAGCAGAGUCGGAGCUCACGUCUACAACUUUGAAAUAAAAAUGUUUUUGGGGGUGGUACUCCAGCUAUGGGAAAACUAAAUUGAGAAGUGAAUGUUUCCUGUUGUAGUGACACCAAAUAUAAAAAGUGUGACAAUAAUAUUGAGAUGCACUUCUCUAUACUACCACAUGGCUGUGCCCUCGAUUUAAUUGAGACUCAGUCAAAACAAUAGAACUUCUUAUAUGUUGUUAGAAAUGUUUAGAAGAACUUGUGGUUGUUGCUGAAGAAUAUAUUGUAAAAUUCUAAAUUUAUCACUAUUCUCUGUUACAUAUUUUGUGUUUUUACAGUAAAAAAAAAAAGAAAAAGAUUUGCUUACUUAUCACCAAAUUGCUUAUAUGUAGUUUAAAAGUAAAUAAAACUCAACAAGGACAACACCUUCUUUGCUGUUUUAUA
This is a messenger RNA of Poeciliopsis prolifica (blackstripe livebearer), 1551 nucleotides long. RefSeq names its product atypical chemokine receptor 3-like. Lineage: Eukaryota; Metazoa; Chordata; Actinopteri; Cyprinodontiformes; Poeciliidae. The transcript has 2 exons. Gene Ontology annotation, molecular function: G protein-coupled receptor activity. Bases 148 to 1158 code for a protein of 336 amino acids. Gene Ontology annotation, biological process: immune response; G protein-coupled receptor signaling pathway. The record is from RefSeq and is a predicted model, not a curated record. Gene Ontology annotation, cellular component: membrane.